AUGUCAGACGAUGAACAUGUUAUAAACUUUUAUAGACCAAACGAGAUUCCAUAUGGCCCAUUUUCAAAUUUCUCUCGUCAUACUGUUUUUUAUAAUAAUGUUUUGGCAAAAACAUCAGAACACAUUUUUCAGGCUAUGAAAUUCGAAGGCACACAACAUUUUAAUGAUGUUUUAAACACCAAAACCCCUGGUGAUAGUGCUAAAAUGGGUAGAGAUCGUAAACGUCCAUUGAGAAAAGAUUGGGAAGGUGUUAAAGAUGAACUCAUGUAUGAAAUUUGUUUAGCAAAAUUCUCUCAACAUAAAGAUAUUCAAAAAAUUUUAUUAGAAACAGGUGACGCCACACUUGUCGAACAUACUGGAAAUGAUAGUUAUUGGGGUGAUGGUGGUGAUGGUUCAGGUAGAAAUCAAUUAGGUAAAACUUUAAUGAGAGUCAGAGAAACAAUUAAAAAUAAUAUCAAAAAUUAG
Messenger RNA from Dictyostelium discoideum AX4, 465 nucleotides. RefSeq lists its product as hypothetical. Bases 1 to 465 code for a protein of 154 amino acids. The transcript is spliced from 4 exons. The record is from RefSeq and is a predicted model, not a curated record. NCBI's taxonomy places the organism in Eukaryota, Evosea, Eumycetozoa, Dictyosteliales, Dictyosteliaceae.